Messenger RNA from Quercus lobata, 2249 nucleotides. Its product is annotated as phosphatidylinositol/phosphatidylcholine transfer protein SFH12-like. Bases 204 to 2102 code for a protein of 632 amino acids. The transcript is spliced from 15 exons. The record is from RefSeq and is a predicted model, not a curated record. Lineage: Eukaryota; Viridiplantae; Streptophyta; Magnoliopsida; Fagales; Fagaceae.
GGCUGUUAGAUGAUCCGUUAGGAUUUGAAUGGAACGGCCUCGCAUGUCGGUCUCUCUCUCUCUGUAUAUCUCAUGCCAAUUUUUAGAUUACAGCCAAAUGGUGUUGAGGUCGAGACUGGGUCGAGAGAGCAUAUUCUCUCUCUCUCUUUCUCUCCGCAAAUUUCUAUGGACGUUCGCAUCCUCACAAUUACUCCUCUUCUCUUAUGCUUUACUUAUUUCCCUUUCCCCACAAAACCUCCCUUUCAUUGUUCAAAGUCGAUCACACAAAUUACCAAAUGAGUGUCACCAUGUCUGGAACAAUUUCUCCCAAACCAGCCAUUGAAAGAUCUGAUGCUGAGAACUUGGACCAUGAGAAGAAGAAUAGAAUUGCAGCUUUGAAGAAGAAAGCAAUUAAUGCCUCUGCCAAGUUCAGGAAUUCUUUGACAAGAAAGGGUAGGAGAAGUAGUAAAGUGAUAUCUGUUGAAAUUGAGGACGUACAUGAUGCAGAGGAGUUGCAGGCCGUGGAUGCUUUCCGUCAAGCACUUAUAUUGGAGGAGCUACUGCCUACAAAGCACGAUGAUUAUCAUAUGAUGCUCAGAUUCUUGAAGGCCAGGAAAUUUGAUGUGGAGAAAACAAAGCAAAUGUGGUCUGACAUGCUCCAGUGGAGGAAGGAAUAUGGUGCUGACACUGUUAUGGAGGAAUUUGAAUUUAAGGAAGUCAAUGAAGUCCUGGAAUACUAUCCACAAGGGAAUCAUGGAGUGGAUAAGGAUGGACGACCUGUUUACAUCGAGAGAUUAGGCCAAGUAGAUUCUACCAAGCUGUUGCAAGUCACAACCAUGGAACGAUAUUUGAAAUACCACGUAAAGGAGUUUGAGAAGACAUUUGCCGUAAAAUUCCCAGCUUGUUCAAUUGCAGCAAAGAAGCACAUCGAUCAAAGUACAACCAUCCUGGAUGUGCAAGGAGUGGGACUGAAAAAUUUAAACAAAGCUGCCAGGGAACUUCUUAUGAGCCUUCAGAAGAUUGAUGGUGGCAAUUAUCCUGAGACCUUGAAUCGCAUGUUCAUCAUCAAUGCUGGUGCUGGAUUUAGAAUGUUGUGGAGCACUGUAAAAUCGUUCCUUGAUCCUCAGACUACAGCAAAGAUCCAUGUUCUAGGCAAUAAAUUCCAGAGCAAGUUGCUUGAAAUAAUUGAUGCUAGUGAGUUGCCUGAGUUUCUAGGAGGCACUUGUACCUGUGCUGAUAAAGGAGGCUGCAUGCGUUCUGAUAAGGGCCCAUGGAAGGACCCAGAUAUCUUGAGGAUGGUUCAAAAUGGUGAUCAUAAAUGUACAACGAAACUUGACAAUCAAUUUGCUGAGGAGAAGACAAUUUCUGAGGAUGAGACAGUGUACCUUAAGGGACUUAACUCUUCUUCUGGCAUGGAUGCAGCUCAAGAUGUACAUGGCAUGCGAUCUUUUCCUUCUAGACUUUCAGUGGAGCAUAUCAAGCACCCAAAGCUCUCUCUUAGCCGUAAAAAACUUUCCAUUACAAAAAAUUACCAAGAAGCCUACAUGUGUGAAGACUUAGCCCCAAUGGUUGAUAAAGGUGUGGAUUCGACUUGGCAAAAGAUGGUAGAUAAUGACAGAGUUUCCCUCUCAAAAGCAGCAGAUUGUUUUGCCAUGCAUGAUGCUAGCAAGGGUACUGAAGGGUUCAUCUCUAAAUUUUUUGCUGGUCUAAUGGCCUUUGUUUUGGGCAUUUUCACCAUGGUUAGAAUGACACGUAACAUGCCAAAGAAGCUCACAGAUGCCACCAUCUACUACAGUCCUAUGUACUGUGUCGACACAAUGUUUAAAGGCCAGGCACCUUCGCACCAGCUUCCUGAGCCUGCCAUCUCUGUCUCUGAUUUCAUGUCUGUCUUGAAACGCCUGGCUGAAUUGGAAGAGAAAGCGAAUGUUUUGAGCAUGAAACCUGCUGCCAUGCCAGCAGAGAAGGAAGAAAUGCUGAAUGCUGCUAGAUGCCGGGUUGAUGCAUUAGAGCAAGAGCUUGGGGCAACCAGGAAGGCUUUAGAGCAGUCACUUGCCCAACAAGAAGAGCUUCUAGCUUACCUUGACAAGAAGAAGAAGAAGAAGAAGAAUUUGUUCGGCUGGUGAAGGAAGAAAUGCUGGAUGCCAAAAGGUGCUCAAGAUGGGUGAUGUUCAGUUCUCCAGAGCCACCCAAACCAAAUAUACUCUUAAUAUUCUAUUACAAAAUAUAUAAUUUAUCAACAGUUUUCAUGUAUAAACUUCCAUCCUAAUCCU